This is a messenger RNA of Etheostoma cragini (Arkansas darter), 728 nucleotides long. RefSeq names its product synaptotagmin-11-like. Gene Ontology annotation, biological process: calcium-ion regulated exocytosis; regulation of calcium ion-dependent exocytosis; regulation of dopamine secretion. The transcript has a single exon. The record is from RefSeq and is a predicted model, not a curated record. Gene Ontology annotation, cellular component: synapse; axon. Gene Ontology annotation, molecular function: calcium ion binding; clathrin binding; calcium-dependent phospholipid binding. The coding region runs from base 1 to 342 and encodes 113 amino acids. NCBI's taxonomy places the organism in Eukaryota, Metazoa, Chordata, Actinopteri, Perciformes, Percidae.
AUGAAUGUUUUUGUCUUCAUCUCGUCCCCAGAUCCGUACGUGAAGGUGAACGUCUUCUACGGACGUAAACGCAUUGCCAAGAAGAAGACGCACGUGAAGAAGUGCACGCUGAACCCGGUCUUCAACGAGUCCUUCAUCUACGACAUCCCCCCGGAGCUGCUACCCGAGAUCUCGGUGGAGUUCCUGGUGGUCGACUUCGACCGGACCACCAAGAACGAGGUGCUGGGCCGCCUGCUGCUCGGCCUGCACAGCCCUGCGCCCUCCGGCGCCUCCCACUGGAGGGAGGUCUGCGAAAACCCCCGCCGGCAGAUCUCCAAAUGGCACAACCUGAGCGAGUACUGAGGGAGGACCCGCUGGGAAACAGAGACACACACACACACACACAGACACACACACGCACGCACGCACACAGACACACACACUGUUGUGAUCAAAGUUAAAGGGUAACUUCGGUAUUUUGCAACCUGGACCCUGUUCCCAUGUUGUUGUGUCUGAGUGACUGAUGAGAACAACAAUCUCUGAAACUGGUCCAGUAUUUAUCAGUCAGCGUCCACUAAAAGUUGUGUUGUUGCUGCUGACUCAGGUUCAUCAUCUAAGUGUCUGACAUCAUUAUGGGAUGGAUCCCUACAGAGAUAGACCUUUUAGUUAAAGAGGAAGAUCCUUUUAGUUUAACAUGAAACAGAAAUCACCAUCACCAAACCCACCAGACUCCAUGUAAAUAAUCACUA